AUAUAUAGAUAGAAACAUCUAUUAUAAAGACUGUGGUUCUGUCUCGGUAACACGGUUGGGAUGGCGAAGGAAGGGAUUGCAGGGAUUGUUCUGGCAUUAGCGCUGCUGUGGAGCCAAGUUUUGGUGGAUGUAGAAGCUCAGUAUACCACAUACUACAGCCAGCUGACACCGAUUCAAUACCCACCAUGGGCAUCGAUUCUUCAACAAAAAGAAACCUUCGAGCUGGAUGACGGCUCACAGCAAGCCCCAGUUCAGCAACAUUAUCAACAGCAUCAACUAGCACCUCAGCAACCACAGGUGCAUCACUCUCAGCAACAAGGUCCCCAGCAAGCCCAUGUGUAUCAGUCACAGAAACCAGCUCCACAUGGGCCUCCUCCUUCAUCGCCAAAAGUUCCUCAACAACAGCCUCUGUUUCAACAAUAUUAUGAACGGCCGCAUCAACCAGCUCCUCAGCAACCACAAAGCCAAUUUCCUGAACAACCACAGCAACCAGCUCCUCAGCAGCCGCUGGUCCACCGAUUUUCAAAACAGCCACAGCAACCAGCUCCUCAGCAACCACAGGUCCCUCAAUAUCCUAAACAGCCACAGCAACCAGCUCCUCUGCCACCCCAGGUCCCUCAAUAUCCUAAACAGCCACAGCAACCAGCUCCUCUGCCACCCCAGGUCCCUCAAUUUCCUAAACAGCCACAGCAACCAGCUCCUCUGCCACCCCAGGUCCCUCAAUAUCCUAAACAGCCACAGCAACCAGCUCCUCAGCAACCACAGGUCCCUCAAUAUCCUAAACAACCACAGCAACCAGCUCCUCAGCAACCGCAGGUCCCUCAAUAUCCUAAACAACCACAGCAACCAGCUCCUCAGCAACCGCAGGUCCCUCAAUUUCCUAAACAGCCACAGCAACCAGCUCCUCUGCCACCCCAGGUCCCUCAAUUUCCUAAGCAGCCACAGCAACCAGCUCCUCUGCCACCCCAGGUCCCUCAAUUUCCUAAACAGCCACAGCAACCAGCUCCUCCGCCACCACAGGCCCCUCAAUUUCCUAAACAGCCACAUCAACCAGCUCCUCAGCCACCGCAUUUCCCUCAAUAUCCUAAACAGCCACAGCAACCAGCUCCUCAACAACCACAGGUCCCUCAAUAUCAUAAACAGCCACAGCAACCAGCUCCUCUGCCACCCCAGGUCCCUCAAUAUCCUAAACAGCCACAGCAACCAGGUCCUCCGCCACCACAGGUCCCUCAAUUUCCUAAACAGCCACAGCAACCAGCUCCUCUGCCACCCCAGGUCCCUCAAUAUCCUAAACAGCCACAGCAACCAGCUCCUCCGCCACCACAGGUCCCUCAAUAUCCUAAACAGCCACAGCAACCAGCUCCUCCGCCACCGCAUUUCCCUCAAUAUCCUAAACAGCCACAGCAACCAGCUCCUCAGGAACCACAGCUUCCACAUCCUCCUCCACCAAAGGUCGCGCAGCAACCACAGGUUCCUAAAUAUCAUCAACAGCAGCCGCAGCAACCAGUUGCUCAGCAACCACAGGUUAAUCAGUUUCCCACAAACCCACAGCAGCAGGCUCCUCAACAACCACAGGUCCCACCUCCCUCUUCACCAAAGGUUCCCCAGCAACCACACGGCCCACAACAUUCUCAACAAUUCUCAGCACCUUUCCCACCACAGGCUUCUCAAAAUUUCCAACCUCAAUAUCUGUCAAGACUUACUUUUCAACGGCCAUCUUCCCCAAAAUAUCACUCACCCCAAGUGCCAAAGGUACCGAUUUCACCACGUGCAAUUAAUUUUCUGUCUCAGCAACAGAACCCCCAUUUUCCACAGAAACCUGAGGAAGCCCAGCAACCGCAACAUUCACAACAACCCCAUCAACCACAGCAACCCCAUCAGCCACAGCAACCCCAUCAGCCACAGCAACCCCAUCAGCCACAGAAGCCCCAUAAUCCACAGCAACCCCAUCAACCACAUCAGCCACAGACGCCCCAUAAUCCACAGCAACCCCAACAUCCACAGCAACCCCAAUAUCCACAGCAACCCCAUCAGCCACAGCAACCCCAUCAGCCACAGAAGCCCCAUAAUCCACAGCAACCCCAAUAUCCACAGCAACCCCAUCAGCCACAGCAACCCCAUCAGCCACAGAAGCCCCAUAAUCCACAGCAACCCCAAUAUCCACAGCAACCCCAUCAGCCACAGAAGCCCCAUAGUCCACAGCAACCCCAUCAGCCACAGAAGCCCCAUAAUCCACAGCAACCGCAACAUCCGCAGCAACCCCAUCAGCCACAGAAGCCCCAUAAUCCACAGCAACCGCAACAUCCGCAGCAACCCCAUCAGCCACAGAAGCCCCAUAAUCCACAGCAACCGCAACAUCCGCAGCAACCCCAUCAGCCACAAACAUCUUUUGUGUCACAAACUGGCAUCCCUCAGCAACCUACCUUUGACAGUUGCAACAUUGCGGAAGGACAGAGAGUUCCAUGCGGCGGUGCUGGAAUAUCUGCUGCUCAUUGUGAAGCUAUCAGCUGCUGCCACGAUGGGCACCAGUGCUAUUUUGGAAAAGCUGUGACCGUGCAGUGCACCAAGGACGGCCAGUUCAUCGUGGUCGUGGCCAGAGAUGCCACUUUGCCCAACAUUGACCUUGAAUCCAUCUCGCUGCUGGCUGGAGGGCAUGGUUGCACUCAUGUUGCGUCCAACUCCGCCUUCGCCAUCUACCAGUUCCCAGUUACCAGCUGUGGCGCUGUUGUCAUGGAGGAGCCAGGAGUUAUAAUCUAUGAGAACAGAAUGUUUUCAUCGUUGGAAGUUGGCGUCGGGCCUUUCGGCGUCAUCACCAGAGAUACCCACUAUGAUUUGAUGUUCCAGUGUCGGUAUGUGGGUACGUCUGUUGAAACGGUGGUAGUGGAGGUCUUCCCAAUACUCACCCCACCGCUGUCAGUGGCCGAAUUUGGGCCCAUCAGAGUGGCACUGAGGCUUGGGAAUGGAGAGUGCAAUGCUAAGGGUUGUAACGAGGUCGAAGCGGCCUACAACUCCUUCUACGUGCAGAGUGACUAUCCGGUGACCAAAGUACUGAGGGAUCCCGUAUAUGUGGAAGUGCAGCUCCUGGAGAAAACAGAUCCCAGCCUUGUUUUGACCCUUGGCCGCUGCUGGACCACCACCAAUCCAGAUCCUCACACCUUGCCUCAGUGGAACCUUCUGGUUGAUGGAUGUCCAUACACCAGCGACCGCUACUUGUCGUCACUGGUUCCUGUUGGCAUGUCCUCGGGUGUGCAAUUCCCAAAUCAUUACAGGCGUUUCAUCUUUAGAAUGUUUACCUUUGUGGACACUAGCUCCCUGGAGCCUUUGAGGACACAGGUGUACAUCCACUGCAGCACCGCCGUGUGCUCCCCUGGUAGCGGCCGCUCCUGCCAGCCGUCCUGCCACAGACAAAGGCGAGAUGUGGAGGUUUCCGAGCAUAUGAAUGAGGCCAAGGUUGUCGUCUCCAUUGGUCCCGUGGUCAUACGUUCCGCCAGUGAAUCAAAAGAGUAAACUUUCAGCUUGAAGAGCAAAUGUCCUGUGAGGAUUGCAGUUUAAACGGAACGCUAAACGCUUAACAUGCAAAAUAAAUUGUGCCAA
Synchiropus splendidus (mandarinfish) is the source of this 3594-nucleotide messenger RNA. RefSeq lists its product as uncharacterized. The record is from RefSeq and is a predicted model, not a curated record. Lineage: Eukaryota; Metazoa; Chordata; Actinopteri; Syngnathiformes; Callionymidae. The coding region runs from base 61 to 3507 and encodes 1148 amino acids. Gene Ontology annotation, cellular component: egg coat. Gene Ontology annotation, molecular function: acrosin binding; structural constituent of egg coat. The transcript has 9 exons. Gene Ontology annotation, biological process: prevention of polyspermy; binding of sperm to zona pellucida.